CUGAGGAGGGGCAACACACUCUGUGGCCAUCCACACAAGUAGCUAGAAGACAAUGUGGCUGACCCUUCUUACGUAUCAGCUUGCAACACUCCUUCUCGCCCAAGGUCAAAAUGCAUGCAUAGGACACCCCACAUUCAAGAGUCCAGAUAACUCGGAUAUCGAGGUCUUCUGCGGCUCUCAGUCAGUGGAGCUUCAGAUCCUGCUGUGUCCCAUCAUUUUCAAUGGAUACAAUGAGUCACUGCUGUCCCUCAACUCCCAGCAUUCAAAUCCGCAGUGUAAAGGGACCGCCGACUGGACGGCGGACCCGCCUGUUGUCAAAUUCAACUUCUCCAUCACAGAGGAGGCGAUCGCUGCCUGCUCCAGCGACCUGACAAUCACUCAGGAGGCGGGAACUGGAGUCUUUGCAGACUUCUCCAGCGUCCAGUACAUCUCCAUAUCAGGCAUGGUCUGCACUAAGGACCCCACAACAGGAGCCAUCACCUACCACCAAGAGAUGAUGUACAGGUUCUCCUGCCGCUACCCACUGCAGUACCUGGUCAACAAUACUCAUAUGAGUGUGUCUGGGGUCAGCCUGGCAGUUAAAGACAAUAACGGGAGUUUCAUCAGCACGCUGAGCAUGGGACUCUAUGCGGACGCUUCCUACUCCCUCAUGCUGCGGAUCCCACCGGGAGGCCUGGAGCUAAAGACCAGGAUCUUUGUACAAGUGAAAGCGUCCAAUCUCACUAACAGAUUCAACGUGCUCCUGGACCGAUGUUACGCCACAACGUCGCCUUUCCCCGUCAACACCUCAUCUCACGAUCUCUUUGUUGGGUGUAACCGGGAUGUCCAGACAAUAAUGGAUGUCAACGGAGAGCAGCAGGAAGCCCGCUUCUCCUUUGAGGCUUUCCGCUUCAUCCAACACACAGAGGAUACUUUCUCCACGUACUAUGUGCACUGCGCCACCAGACUCUGCGUGAACACCUACUGCCCCGACCUCGUUCAGAACUGCACCACCAGUUCCAGAAGGCGCCGUAACGCCGAGAACCACGACACCACAGUGAGCGACAUGGCCACCAUCACCUCAGCAGCAAUCACUACCCGCCUAGGCAAAGUGAAUCCGAUGGAAUCUGGAGGUGGUUAUCAGAAUCACAGCGGCAUGCUGGCUGUUUCGGUCGUGGCAGGCAUCGUCGGGAUCAUCUCCCUGAGUCUGGUGGCUUUCAUUGUUUACUAUAUACACAACUCCAAAAUGGGCUUCAACAAGAGAACUCUGUCCUGAUUUUCUUUCGUGCAUUAGAGGUUUCUUUAUGUAAGAAUAAGAGAAGUAGAACAGCAGACAAGCUUAGUGCUUUCUUUUAGUUUGAACAUGAGGAAGAGUCAUAUUUACUGCCAAACAAAAGCACUGUACACGCACUUAUGACUAUAUAUAUUGUAGCUUUGCACAGUGCUUUCAGCGUUUAUAUUCAUCUUAUAAUCUGAUGUUGGGUCAUAGAAUUAAGGUACUUGUUUAUAUGUUACUAAAGCAGGGUGAUAGGUACUGUAGUUCACAUUCAGGCUCGAAAACAAAUACUUUUACGUCUAUUAAAGGUUAUUAUUCACAUUGUUUCUCUACAGUUCUUUUAGAU
Larimichthys crocea (large yellow croaker) is the source of this 1601-nucleotide messenger RNA. RefSeq names its product zona pellucida-like domain-containing protein 1. Bases 53 to 1255 code for a protein of 400 amino acids. The transcript has 11 exons. The record is from RefSeq and is a predicted model, not a curated record. NCBI's taxonomy places the organism in Eukaryota, Metazoa, Chordata, Actinopteri, Sciaenidae.